Messenger RNA from Hipposideros armiger (great roundleaf bat), 2441 nucleotides. RefSeq names its product protein phosphatase 1 regulatory subunit 7 (gene PPP1R7). Bases 90 to 1316 code for a protein of 408 amino acids. NCBI's taxonomy places the organism in Eukaryota, Metazoa, Chordata, Mammalia, Chiroptera, Hipposideridae. Gene Ontology annotation, molecular function: protein binding. The record is from RefSeq and is a predicted model, not a curated record. The transcript is spliced from 10 exons.
GCUCUCAAAUUACCUGCCCCGGGAAGGUGAGGCGGACGGCGCCGGGGGCUGAGGGCGCGCGCGGCCUCGCGGGCGGACUACAACUAACCAUGAGGCUCUGGGGCCGCGCAGGCGCGUCGGGGCUUCAGGCCCCAGCGCUGGGACUCCAUUGGCUGGCUGUGCCCUCCGCUGGGAGCCCUGAUUGGCUGAAGGGCCUGAGGCGACAGAUUCCGGAAAGGGGAAGAGCAGCCAACAUGGCGGCUGAACGCGGUGCCGGCCAGCAACAGUCGCAGGAGAUGAUGGAGGUUGACAGGCGGGUCGAGUCUGAAGACUCCGGCGAUGAAGAAGGGAGGAAGCAGAGCAGCGGCGUCGUGGCAGACCUCAGCGAGCACAGCCUAAAGGACGGAGCGGAGCAUGGGGAGGAGGACCCACAAGAAGGACAAGAGCUGCCUGUGGACAUGGAAACCAUUAACCUGGACAGAGAUGCAGAGGAUGUGGACCUGAAUCACUACCGCAUUGGGAAAAUUGAAGGAUUUGAGGUUCUGAAGAAAGUGAAGACUCUGUGCCUCCGUCAGAAUCUGAUUAAAUGUAUUGAGAACCUGGAAGAGUUGCACAGCCUCCGAGAGCUGGAUCUCUAUGACAACCAGAUCAAGAAGAUUGAGAAUCUGGACACACUGACAGAACUGGAGAUUCUAGACAUUUCUUUUAAUCUACUGAGAAACAUUGAAGGGAUUGACAAGUUGACACGACUAAAAAAACUCUUCUUGGUCAACAAUAAAAUCAGUAAAAUCGAGAAUGUAAACAACUUACAUCAGCUGCAGUUGCUGGAGCUGGGGUCCAAUCGCAUCCGGGCCAUUGAGAAUAUCGACACAUUAACCAGUCUGGAGAGUUUGUUUUUGGGGAAAAACAAGAUCACUAAACUUCAGAACCUGGACGCCCUUGCCAACCUGACAGUCCUCAGUAUGCAGAGCAACCGGCUAACCAAGAUCGAGGGGCUGCAGAGCCUGGUGAACCUGCGGGAGCUGUACCUCAGCCACAACGGCAUCGAGGCCAUCGAGGGCCUGGAGAACAAUAACAAACUCACAAUGUUGGACAUUGCAUCAAAUAGAAUCAAAAAGAUAGAAAAUAUCAGCCAUCUAACAGAGCUGCAGGAAUUCUGGAUGAACGACAAUCUCCUGGACAGCUGGAGCGACCUGGACGAGCUGAAGGGAGCCAAGAGCCUGGAGACGGUUUACCUGGAGCGCAACCCUCUGCAGAGGGACCCGCAGUACAGGCGGAAGGUCAUGCUGGCCCUGCCCUCCGUGCGGCAGAUCGAUGCCACCUUCGUCAGGUUCUGACCCCGCACUCACCUGGCCCCCUCUGCAAAACAGCUUCCCAGCCAUGAUUUUUUAGUCCGUCCGUUGCUCCAGAAAUCAUCACUAUAUCAAGUCACAAACCCAAUGGCAAUAAAAAGGCACUGAGUGAUAACUGCCGUGCGAUGCCCACUCACCGCUGCGACACCAUCCUUUACCCGCCACCACAUGCCGUCAGUAGCUAAUCGUCGCGGCCGCUGCACCACUUGUGCCCCCCGCUGCCGUUUUGGUGUUUCUUUCUUUGUCAGAGGACACCUCCACCUGAGGGUCUAAGCGCCGUCAGACGUCCACGUGCUGCCAGGUGGGCAUUCAGGGGCCGUCCAGCAGUCCUCUAGCCUGUCGCCCAGAGCUUUUCAGUCCUCCAGACCAGUCGGUGCAGUUUUUAAAAAACGAUAUAACCACACAGUGAGUAAAGGAUGACUCAGCCUGGGUGACUGCAGUGGCGCAUGCAGGUCACUGAGCCCCCAGGCCCUGUGACGUCGGUGGUGCCUUGUGCCGCUGACCACCCCUAAGCCUCCCCCAAGACUACACAGAGCUGACCUGUCAACCGCCUUUAAUACCGUCCCUCACCCCCACCUCCCCGUUCUUACCUUACCCCGUCAUUGUGCUAGCUUGUCUUUUACCAGAUUUACCGCCACAGUCACCGAGGUCUGGAUUUAAUGUACAAGGAAGGACCUGUCAUCCCUCAGGAUGUCAGAUCUCCCCUGUGCAGAAUGAGGGCUUACAUGGGGUCACCACAGGUCCCUUGGCACUGUCCAGGAUGGGAGCCACUCACUGCCACACGUGCGGCUUCGGUUAAAAUUUAAAUUAGUUAAAGUGAAAGGGAAUAUUCAAUUUCUUGGUGGCACUCAGUAUAUUUCAGGUGCUCAGUCGCCACCUCGCGAGGGGCAGCCCGCCUGCACCGUCACAGAAAGCUCCCCCACCAGCACUGCUCCCCACCCUGAGAUGUAGCCGGAAUCAGGCUGCCCUGGGCCUGGGUGCGUGGGGGGUCGCCGGGCGGCGGGUGUCAACAGCCCAGAAAGCCGUAAGCAUGGCAGCGGCUACCCUGAGCUUCACGGUCAUGUCCAAUUCCCAACUCUAAUCUUUGCCAAAAUAAAUUGUGUGACCUGA